UACAGUAGAUAGAGCUUCCUUGCUUCUCCUGUGACCGAGGCCUGCAAGCUGACGUCACCGGAAAAAUGGAGGGAACCUCCAUCCUCGGCUGCUCCACUUCCUCCGCGACUCUAUGCUCGAGGACCCAUCCGCGGGAAUCUGGCCACGGCCUCGCCUUGUCCCCGUCUUCGUCUCCGCUUCCCGCGAAGUCGUGGCCUUUCAGCUUGUCCGUCAGCUUGGGCGCUUCAAAAGAACGGCCUUCGGCGGUGCUCUGCUCGCGGGCCUCGCUCCGGACCUCCGUCUUGGCGGUGGAGGAGGCGGUGGAGAGGUAGAGGGGCUCGAUGGCGCCAGCGAAAGAAAUGCUGCCCAAGAUCGAUAAGAGUGGCCGGUUCUGCAGCCCCAGAGCCGCCCGUGAGCUCGCUUUAUCAAUUGCAUAUGCUGCUUGUUUAGAAGGGUCUGACCCCGUUCGGCUUUUUGAGAAGCGAAUGAAUAUGAGAAGAGAGCCUGGUUAUGAAUUUGACAAGGCAUCAUUGCUGGAAUACAACCACAUGAGCUUUGGAGGGCCACCUGUCACAACCGAUACAACAGAAGAAGCUGAUGAGCUUAUGCAGAUCGAUGAAAAGGAGAGUGCGAUUGAAGCUGAAGUCUUGUCAGCACCACCAAAGAUGGUAUACAGCAAAUUGAUACUGCGUUUUACAAGGAAGCUAUUGGUUGCAGUGAUGGAUCAGUGGGAUAGCCAUGUGCUUGUCAUUGACAAAAUUGCGCCUGAAAAUUGGAAGAUUGCCCCUGCAGGCAGCAUCUUAGAGCUUUGUAUUCUCCAUCUCGCGAUGUCUGAGAUUACGGUUCUUGGAACUCGUCGUCAGAUUGUCAUCAAUGAGGCUGUGGACCUAGCAAAACGGUUCUGCGAUGGAGCGGCACCUCGCAUUAUAAAUGGAUGCCUUCGGAGCUUCGUCAAGGAUCUCGAAGCAACUCCUUCACCUCUGGUGUCAGAAGUCAAGGAGCAAAUCGCCGUCAGUGCAUGAGGUCGAUAUAUCUGC
This is a messenger RNA of Syzygium oleosum, 1016 nucleotides long. RefSeq lists its product as uncharacterized. The record is from RefSeq and is a predicted model, not a curated record. Gene Ontology annotation, cellular component: chloroplast. Bases 321 to 1001 code for a protein of 226 amino acids. Gene Ontology annotation, biological process: DNA-templated transcription termination; regulation of DNA-templated transcription. Gene Ontology annotation, molecular function: RNA binding. The transcript has 7 exons. Lineage: Eukaryota; Viridiplantae; Streptophyta; Magnoliopsida; Myrtales; Myrtaceae.